AUGAAGGUUUCCAACUCGGCCAUCCGCCAAGUGACAGCUAGCUUCGCCCUGUUGGCAGCUGUGCCGGUUGUCUCCGCCUCAUGCCCUCUCCCAUCAUCGUAUCAGUGGACAUCAACUGGCCCGCUAGCGAAUCCGAAUUCAGGAUGGGUCGCGCUCAAGGACUUCACUCAUGUUCCUUAUAACGGCCAGCAUCUCGUGUAUGCGUCAGACGUCAGCACAGGAGGGGCGUAUGGUUCAAUGAACUUCAACCUGUUCCAAGAAUGGUAUCAAAUGCAAUGGGCUUGGCAGAAUGGAAUGAGUUCAGGCACAGUUGCACCCACUCUCUUCCACUUCUCCCCGAAGAACAUCUGGGUGCUCGCGUAUCAAUGGUGUUCGUCCCCAUUCUGCUACCGGACAUCAAACGACCCCACCAACGCAAAUGGGUGGUCAGAGCCACAAUCGCUCUUCUCUGGAAGCAUCCCCAACUCUGCUCCCCUCGAUAACGCAAUUAUCGGCGACGGUACAAAUAUGUACCUAUUCUUUGCUGGAGAUAAUGGCAAUAUCUAUCGGGCCAGUAUGCCCUACGGAGAUUUCCCUGGCAGCUUCGGCUCUACAGAGACUGUGGUGUUGAGCGAUACCAGAGAGAAUCUCUUCGAGGCAGUUGAGGUCUAUACUGUUUCAGGGCAAAACCAAUACCUCAUGAUUGUUGAGGCGAUUGGACAAAAUGGGCGGUACUUCCGGUCGUUCACGGCCUCCAGCCUAGGCGGUGUGUGGACCCCUCAGGCUACAACUGAAAGCGCUCCCUUCGCUGGCAAAGCCAACAGUGACGCUUCCUGGACCAACGAUAUUAGCUCUGGAGACCUGAUUCGCAGUACCAACGACGAGACGAUGAGUAUCGAUGCCUGCAACCUGCAGUUCCUUUAUCAGGGACGGUCCACAUCCUCUGGUGGCGACUACAACUCUUUGCCUUACCAGCCCGGUCUUUUGACCCUCGUGAGAUAG
Penicillium daleae is the source of this 981-nucleotide messenger RNA. Its product is annotated as alpha-L-arabinofuranosidase precursor. The transcript has a single exon. Gene Ontology annotation, biological process: L-arabinose metabolic process. The record is from RefSeq and is a predicted model, not a curated record. NCBI's taxonomy places the organism in Eukaryota, Fungi, Ascomycota, Eurotiomycetes, Eurotiales, Aspergillaceae. The coding region runs from base 1 to 981 and encodes 326 amino acids. Gene Ontology annotation, molecular function: alpha-L-arabinofuranosidase activity.